AAGACUUUUUAUUUUUAAUUCAUGCACACACUUGUAUUGGCUAGGCCAUGAACUCAAUACCUUGUGGUUGGACACAAAGCACCCAACCAUUAAACUAAAUUGUCUGCACAUGCAGUUUGAAGACUUCUUAAUACCUUGCCUGCAUACAAAUUUUACUCUAUAUAAGUUAAAAUGCAAUGAUUGAAGCACGUUUGCAUCCUGAAUGAUAAAUUAACGAUAAUACCCAACCGACGGUUGAUAAUAGGACAAAUUUCUUCCUUAUGAUCAUCGCAAUACCUUGUUUUUCUAACUAUAAUCUAUGAGAUGUAAAUUUUUUUAAUUUAAAAUUGUUUCUUACUUAUGACCUAUUUCUAGAUCAAUUUAAUCUCAAAAUAGCCUUUUACGUCAAAUUGAUCUCCUCUCAUACAAAAGCCUUAACCCCUGCCAAAUUUCAUCUAAAGUUGAUUUUUGGAUAAAUUGAAAAUCUGAUUUCUACCAAUCAAAAUUAACCUUUUCUUCUCUUUUUUUUGGUUUUCUCUUUUAUGGCUUACUGCCUGCACUCAACUGCUACUCACGGCCAUGGGAUAAGGGAAUGAGGGUUGAUGCUCCUUUGAUUCGUUUUAUAAGAGGAAAAUGGGGAUUAACACAAAAACAAAUCGAGGGAGAGACGGGUGUGAAAAUUAUAUUUCCAUCAGCUAAAGGCGACAAUUCUAUUGUUAUUGAAGGUUCAUCCGUAGAAAAUGUCAAUAAAGCAUCUGAAAAAAUCACAAACGUACUAGAACAGGCGGUGAAAAGCCCAAAUCUGGAUUACUCCCAUUUCAUCUCUCUUCCGCUUGGUAUACACCCAGAACUGGUAGAGAAGCUACAGAACUUUCAGAAAUCUGUACUGAAUGAAGUUAACAUGAUCCCUGGUGACAUGGACGGUAGUUCAGCAAUGGGUAUUGACAGGUCCAUAUUUCCUAAACCUCAAACUCUUCACUUGACUGUGCUUAUGUUGAAGCUUUGGAAUAAGGAUCGUGUUACUACAGCUGCUAAGAUUCUAAAGGAAAUUUCUUUGAAAGUAAUGGACGCUUUAGAAAAUCGACCUGUUUCUGUAAGGCUAAGUGGAUUGGCAUGCAUGAAGGGUUCGCCGGCAAAGGCCCAGGUUGUAUAUGCUCCAAUAGAGGAAGUUGGUGGAGACGAACGCUUGUUACGUGCUUGUCAGGUUAUCAUUGAUGCUUAUGUGGAAGCGGGUCUUGUUCUUCAAAAGGAUGCUCGUCAAUCUUUAAAGCUCCAUGCCACUUUGAUGAAUGUAAGACAUAGAAAAAGAAAUAUGAGGACUGAAAGAGUUGAUUCUUUUGAUGCACGAGGUAUAUUUAAGAAGUAUGGCAAAGAAGAUUGGGGCGAAUAUGUAAUUCCAGAAGCACAUCUUUCUGAGAGAUUUCUUUAUGAUGAAAGUGGAUACUACCAUUGCUGUUGCUCGAUACCCUUUCCUGUAGCAUCGAAAUUCAGUGGUUUCUAAGGCUGUUGAGUCAGGUGAAACAUUUCUAUAUUUGAAAAAUAGACUUCUAUAGUUUUCUAUUUUAGUUUCUUGCCACCCUUAAGUGUGUAAGUGCGAUCAAGCUUCAUUUCUUUGAUACAGAACAGACAAAAAGUUUAAUCUAAUGAUUUGGCAUUGGAAUUUGCAUACUAUCAA
Molecule: messenger RNA, 1654 nt
Organism: Phalaenopsis equestris
Lineage: Eukaryota; Viridiplantae; Streptophyta; Magnoliopsida; Asparagales; Orchidaceae
Product: activating signal cointegrator 1 complex subunit 1-like
Exons: 11
Coding region: 572-1480 (302 amino acids)
Biological process (GO): regulation of DNA-templated transcription; DNA alkylation repair
Cellular component (GO): nucleus
Molecular function (GO): RNA binding
Source: RefSeq, a predicted model, not a curated record